This is a messenger RNA of Aspergillus affinis, 852 nucleotides long. Its product is annotated as CFEM domain-containing protein. Lineage: Eukaryota; Fungi; Ascomycota; Eurotiomycetes; Eurotiales; Aspergillaceae. The coding region runs from base 1 to 852 and encodes 283 amino acids. The record is from RefSeq and is a predicted model, not a curated record. The transcript is spliced from 4 exons.
AUGAAGACCUUCUCGCUCUCCAUGGCUCUGCUGGCCGCCGCCAGCAUGGUCACCGCCGAAAUCUCGGUCGGCCAGUGCGCGCGUAUGUGCAUUAGCAACAUGAACAACAAGGCCUCCGAACUGGGCUGCAAGUCUGGUGACCUGGAGUGCCUUUGCAAUGCCGACGACUACAAGUUCGGUAUCCGCGACUGCACCGCCCAGGCCUGCCCUGACGAUGACUCUAACGCUGUCGUCAACAUUGCUCUGAACGCCUGCCCCGACUCCAGCUCUGCUGGCUCCUCCGGCUCCUCCUCCGGAACCUCCACUGGCACUGCUUCCGACAGCACUGCUACCGGUACCAAGUCUGGCGGUGCCGGCGCCGGCGCGACUGGCACUGAUGCUUCUGGUACUGCUACUGGCACCGCUACCGGCACUGGUGCUACCGGCACUGGCGCUACUGGAACCGGUGCUACUGGAACCGGUGCUACCGGUACUGGAGCUACUGGCUCUGGCACCGCUACUGGCACCGCUACUGGCACCGCUACUGGCACGAACUCCGGCUCUGUCACCGGCUCUAGCACCGGCGCUUCUUCCACUGCCACCGGCAGCUCCCAGACUGUGUCCAACACCACUGGCACCAACGCCAGCGGUACUACUAUGACCACUGCCACCAGCACUAGCGGCUCCGGCGACGACAACAACGGCUCCGGCUCAGGCUCCAGCUCUACUGGUGGCUCCGACUCCGGCUCCGGCUCCGGCACUUCCACCGAGACUGCUCCCUCCAGCUCUUCGACCGACUCCGGCGCUGCUCGCAACGUCAUCAGCGGCGGUGCCCUUGGCGCUCUGGGCUUGGCUGCUCUCCUCGUCCUUUAA